This is a messenger RNA of Zophobas morio, 2195 nucleotides long. RefSeq lists its product as uncharacterized. Bases 976 to 1758 code for a protein of 260 amino acids. Gene Ontology annotation, cellular component: plasma membrane. Gene Ontology annotation, molecular function: olfactory receptor activity; odorant binding. NCBI's taxonomy places the organism in Eukaryota, Metazoa, Arthropoda, Insecta, Coleoptera, Tenebrionidae. The record is from RefSeq and is a predicted model, not a curated record. Gene Ontology annotation, biological process: detection of chemical stimulus involved in sensory perception of smell; sensory perception of smell. The transcript has 5 exons.
CUGUCGAAAUAACCUUAGACCAAUUUUUUAUUUCAUAAAAUUAAAAGAAAAUGCUUUAACAGCUUUAGUAUGGAAUAUCAGUUAAUUAUUGCAAUUUUUAUUAAAAAAGUAAGCAAAUUUCUGACUAAUAUUGUCCUUUGUUCGUUGGAAUAACUUUAGAUAGGAAUCUAGACCAAAACUACUUCAAGUCAUUUUUUUUCACUACUUUUACAGUAUUUUGAAAAGUUGUUUGUUUGUUAUCACAGCGCAAUGAAAAUAAUAUUUUAACGCUCUAGGAGGCAUCUUCUUCGGGAUACAAUCUAUCAAAUUACCUCUCGACAAUCUCUGAUAAUAAUUUCUGAAACGUAUAUAUUUUCGAUAAUAUAACUUUAACAAACUAUUUCUAUCAAUUCAUGUAAUAUCACUAUAAUUACCCUCAUCAGAUAUUCUUUGAAAAUUACUAAGAUUAUUAAUCGAUACGUCUACCCUGACCAUAAUCCAAGCAUAAUAAUGCCUAGUCUUUAAAAGCCAGGUUAACGGAAGAGAAAUGAAUUUCCAACAUCAGAAUGAAAUGAAAGGUAAAACUAAUUCUAAUUAAUUAAAUUUACUAAUUUUACACCAAUAUUUUCAGAUGAUCCUCUAAAACUGCUAUAUGUAGCAGGAUAUAAGAUUUUUCAGAACGAAUUCGUUCAAUCCACAUUAAAAAUUUUAAUUUUCAUCAUUCCUCUAAUUUUGCUCAUCCAGAUAGGCUUUUGCAUCUCGUCACCAAUUUCUCUUAAAUUAAUUCAAUACGGACUAAUUUUCGCGCAAAUGUCUUUUGUAACAAUAUUCGUGUAGAGCUUUCAGAGUAGUACACGUUUUUUCUAGGUCGUCUUUGCUUCGUUCGUUCAUAUAUACAAAAGUAACGGAAUUGAAGACGCCUUGAGUAACUUUCCACUUUGGGACUUCGACACAGCUGGUGAAAAAAUCAAAAACAAAAUCAAAAACGAAACGAAAAUGAUCAAAACUUUUGUAAUCGUGGUGUUGUUAACAGGUUUGCUAUGGGGCAAUCUAGUUAUAUAUUCUUCGUUGGGCGUUGUUCAGUCCAGAAAUUUUCUUCUAGAUACAUGUGACUACAUUUUCUCCGUUUUAAGAUUAACAUCUCACGUGGCUUUUUUGACUAUAAUGGCCCACCCAUUUCAAGUCCUUUAUGUAAGUCAACAUUUGAAAUUUCAGAUGUAUUUGUUCAACAAGUACAUUGAGGACGUUUGUUUUAUGGAUGGAAAAGAAAACGAAGAAGAGAAUUUAGUGGAUGAUCAAGAAUACCAAGAAGAAAUUAAACUUAGACUGCGGCUAGUGGUCAGAAGACACUGUGAAUUUAAAAGAUCACGAAUUCAGUGUCUCGAAACUAUGGGCAACCUUAUAAUACCGUUUAGUGUGUGCGUUGGUGUUCUUUUAUUUAUGAGCAUGUAUACUUUUUUACGCUUAGAAGGGUCAGAGACCAUCGUUAUAUGCUACAACGCAAUCGCUACUUUUAUGACUAUCUCUGGAUUCGUUAUUAUGAUCACAGCAUGCGAAACUUUACAAGACGAAUCUGAGAACACAUUCACAACUCUCGUGAUGACAAAAUGGUAUGAUUUUAACAACGAAAAUCGAAAAAUGUUUCUGUUGCUGUUGUGUAACAAUAUCAAACCCAUAAGCAUUGACUUUACGGGAGAAAUUACUGUAAACUAUCGUUUAGGAAUGGCUAUUAGCAAAGCGGUAUACACAGCAGUUUCAAUUUUUUUUAAGUACGUAUAACAAUGAGUUUUUUUGGUUUUUGCUAAGACGUGCCAGAUAAUGUUUCAGUCAAUGUGUCACAUGUUUAAUAGUAUGUAAGGUACACAUAUUUCCAUUAAGCUUCAAUAUUUUUUCAAAAAUUUAUUUUCAUACUUUGUCGAAAAUUCACACUAGAGCAACAGAUAAGUAGAGAUUUAAUUGUUGCAUUGUUAUUGUUAUUAUGUUGAUUCCAUGAUAAGACUUUUACUUGUAUAUUAACUUGUAAUAGUGGUCUAGGGAAACCUAAACCAUCUAGAUGGACGAACUAGGGGAAACCACACUUCUGAAUUUUUUUUGGGACCAUAAUGGGCUGUCACUUUUACUUUUAGUGAAAUCAUUUACUAUGUAAGUAGUAACAGGUAACCAUAUUAUUAGUUCAAGUCACCAAUUACUACUAAAUUAGAAUUAAAUGCUUUAAC